UACCUAAGCAAACAAUGCAGUUUUUCUCUCAUGACAAUGGAAACGAAGUCGAUGUUCAAGUCAUUAACGAGACGAUCAAGUAUAUCUGAAAGAGAAAAACGCAGUAAAAAAUCAAAUAAGAAACGUAAAAAGAGCAAACGAGGUAUUCUGAGUGAGUCUGAUAAGCUGGCAAAUGGCCCACAAGAAGUCACACAAGGUGGAUUUGAUACCGACAGAGGAAAGGAAGCCGUCAGUCUCAGUCAUGCAACCAUUGAUCCGCAGCAGCAUCCUAAAGUCAGCCCUCUCUCAUCCCCCAAUGGCGUGUCAGGGAGUUUGUCCCCAACAGAGUCACCUAGUGUCAAUACAGAUCUAUCAGAGUCCACUAUCAGCUUAAUUUCAACAAAUGGUAACAGUCAGACGGACAUUCGGGAACAGACUCCCACAUUAACAAGCUACUCCAGCAAUGCAGUCGUUUUCACAGAAUCUCUCUCUGUGUGUAAUGUGAAAAGCAAAACUCAGGCUGCCCAAACUGGUCGCUCUCGAAGUGUGGCUGCCAAACCUCAACAGCGAUGUCUUGGCUCAAAUGGCAUCCGGAAAACGUCAACAUUUAACAAAUCCAAAUCCUCAAAUGCUUUUCUUCAAAACACCAAAUCUUGUGCAAAACUGAAGACUUUGAAAGACUCAGAGGCUAAAAUGGAUGCUGAGCCAGUGGAUAAAACAAGUGAAAAAUCAGAAGCUUUGCGCUGGGAGUUCAGUGUGGAAGACCUGGAUAAAGAAGAAGAAAGGAUAAACAUGUAUAAAAUAAAUCGCCGUAAGAGAUACCUGGCAGCAGCUCAGGCAAAGGGACUUGCUUGGGCCUCAGAAUACAAUGAAACUGGAAAUCCAGCAAGCUUACAGAAAGACAUAACUUAUGCCAAUGAGACAGGGGAGAUAACUGUCCAACAGUGUGCUUCAGGAUUUAUCUCGGUUCAGUCCCUUGUUCCAGCGACCGUUCACACCGUUGAGAAGAAGAUAUUUGUGGAUUGUUAAUAGUUUGUAGGUCAAAACUCAGCAGAAUUGUUCAUGGCUGUCUGUGUAGUGACAUGAAAUAUUAAUGCUUCAUCACAUUGCAUGAACAUGUAGUUCUGCAAACAUAUUGUUUGAAAUCUGCUGCAGGUGUUGUUCAUAAAUUAUAUCAGUUUUGCGGAUG
Messenger RNA from Liolophura sinensis, 1168 nucleotides. RefSeq lists its product as uncharacterized. The coding region runs from base 31 to 1008 and encodes 325 amino acids. The record is from RefSeq and is a predicted model, not a curated record. The transcript has 2 exons. NCBI's taxonomy places the organism in Eukaryota, Metazoa, Mollusca, Polyplacophora, Chitonida, Chitonidae.